UCAACAUCUACUGCUGGAUUUCACCAGGAUCCCCCAGAUCAUCUUACACCGGAUAGACCACCGGCCGGAUUAUGUUGGAAAAGAGGAGGAUUUCUCUGACCAGCAGCUCUAUGAGCAGGAGAGAAAUUCCAGUUUGGAUGAAGAGGAACCAGAACCUUUGCAGAUAAAAGAAGAGCAGCAAGAACCAGAACAUUCCUGGACAAAAGAGGAAAUCAUUGAGGUCGCCAUAGACCGCCUGCAGGAUUAUGUUGGAAAAGAGGAGGAUUUCUGUGGCCAGCAGCUCUGUGGACAGGAGAGGAAUUCCAGUUUGGACCACGAGGAACAAGAAGCUCUGCAGAUAAAAGAAGAGCUGCAAGAACCAGAACAUCCCUGGACAAAAGAGGAAACCGUGGAGCUCCCCAUAGACCGUCUGCAGGAUUAUGUUGGAAAAGAGGAGGAUUUCUCGGACCAGCAGCUCUGUGAACAGGAGAGGAAUUCCAGUUCGGAUGAAGAGGAACCAGAACCUCUGCAGAUAAAAGAAGAGCAGAAAGAACCAGAACAUCCCUGGACAAAAGAGGAAACCAUAGAGCUCAUCAUAAAUGAGCAUGAAGAGCAGCCUGUUUUGGAGCAGGAAAUGCAAAAUAAAGGAGAGAAGCCUUUCUCAUGUUUGACAUGUGGAGAAAACUUUCUAAAAAAAGAACAUUUAAUGGUUCACAUGAGAACUCACACAGGUCAGAAGAUUUUUGAAUGUCUGUUCUGUGCAAAGAAUUUCACAAAGAAAUCUAGACUUGAUAGACACGUCAGAAUUCACACAGGUGAGAAGCCUUAUUCCUGUUCGAUUUGUGGCAAGAAUUUUACUUACAAGAGUCAUGUGACUUAUCACAUGAGAAUUCACACAGGUGAGAAACCUUAUUCCUGUUCCAUUUGUAACAAGAAUUUUACUGAAAAAAGUGGUUUGAGUAAACACAUGAAAUUUCACACUGGUGUGAAGCCUUUUGUAUGUCUGUCUUGUGGAAGAAGUUUCACCUUUAAGUUUGAUCUUAACAAUCACUUCCGAAUUCAUACAGGGGAGAAGCCUUUUUGCUGCACGAUUUGUGGUAAAAGUUUUGUUCUAAAAAGAGAUUUGACUAGACAUAUGAGAAUUCACACAGGUGAGAAGCCUUUUUCAUGCACAAUUUGUGGCAAAUGUUUCACUCUAAAGAGUGAUUUGACUAGACACAUAAGAAUUCAUACAGGUGAGAAGCCUUUUUCCUGCACAAUUUGUGGCAAAAGUUUUACUCUAAAAGGUCAUUUGACUGGACACAUGAGAAUUCACACAGGUGAGAAGCUCCUUUCCUGAAUGAUUUGUGAAAAAGGUUUUAUGUGAGAAGAUAAAUAAAGUAUUCAGAUAACAUUUAUUCAUGCAUGAUGUAGAAUGAUUUAUAUAAAAAAAAAAACUUAAGUUUCACUUAAGUCAUAGCAGUUAGACACCACAUGAAUGAACAGUAGAGGCUUU
Messenger RNA from Cyprinodon tularosa, 1474 nucleotides. Its product is annotated as gastrula zinc finger protein XlCGF57.1-like. The transcript has 4 exons. Gene Ontology annotation, cellular component: transcription regulator complex; PcG protein complex. Bases 614 to 1318 code for a protein of 234 amino acids. The record is from RefSeq and is a predicted model, not a curated record. NCBI's taxonomy places the organism in Eukaryota, Metazoa, Chordata, Actinopteri, Cyprinodontiformes, Cyprinodontidae. Gene Ontology annotation, molecular function: RNA polymerase II cis-regulatory region sequence-specific DNA binding; DNA-binding transcription factor activity, RNA polymerase II-specific. Gene Ontology annotation, biological process: regulation of transcription by RNA polymerase II.